AAGCUUGGUGGAGUUGGUGGGGAACUCACCUUUCGAGCCCCACUAACUACAAAGUGUUUUCCCUUAAGAAUAUAAUUAAAUAAAAUUAAAAAAAAAAAAACAAAAAAAAAAAAAUGUCAAAUUUGGCUGUUUCAGCUAUUAAUGAAUAAUGAAAGAAAUAUUCCGCACUCCAUAUUUAAAAAAACAAAAUCCAAUCUUAAUCUUAAAAAAAAAAACCGUAGUUUUACCAAAACCCUAAACCCUAUAUGUUGAUUUGGAAGCCUUACCCCUAGGUAUUCUGACUCUCUGAGUACACAAGCCGUCUUCUUCCAUCCUCAUUUCUGCACCUGAAAUUGUGGAAUUGAGGAUCAAAUUAAAGGAAAAGGUUUGAGCGUAUUCCAGAAUUAUACCCAAAUCAUUUUUAUUAGCGUCUACAUUUUGUUCUUUAAUCGUAUUGUCUGAAUUCUCCAUUGAAGCGGCUUCUGAGAAACACUGCCCAGUGAACUGGUAACUUAUGGCUGGCAAGUCGAAUAAAGCAAGGAACCGGAAGGCAUCACAUGCCCCUGCUAAUUCUUCCCAGCCUCCUGUGUCAUUGGAGCCUCCUGUGUCAUUGGAUGCUUCUGCGAAUGACAGCCCAAAUGUCAUUGACAUCGCUGUUUGUGAAGCUAAUGGAAUUGUUACAGGUGAGGAGUCAGCUAGCACUCCACCUGCGGUUAUGGAGACAGAAUCCUCAAACGAGUCAAACCCACCUAAGCAAGGUGAACUUCAUCUUUAUCCCGUUUCUGUCAAGACCCUUGGUGGUGAGAAGCUGGAGUUGCAGCUCAACCCUGGUGAUUCUGUGAUGGACGUGAGGCAAUUUCUUCUCGAUGCACCUGAAACAUGUUAUUUUACAUGUUAUGAUUUGUUAUUGCAUGCUAACGAUGGUGUAGUUCAUCAACUAGAAGACUACAAUGAAAUUUCUGAAGUUGCUGACAUCACCACUGGUGAUUGUUCUUUAGAAAUGGUUGCAGCUUUCUAUGAUGACAGAUCUGUGAGGGCCCAUAUUCACCGCACAAGGGAAUUGCUUUCUCUUUCAACCCUUCAUGCAUCACUUUCAACCUCCCUUGCUCUACAGCAUGAGAAAUCACUUAGUGCUUCUGAGGGUGCACAAGAUUCAGCUAAAGCAGAAGUUCGAGAACUGGAUAAUUUUGGAUUUAUGGAGGAUGUUACUGGCUCUUUGAAUAAAUUGUUCUCCACUUGUUCCAAAGAGAUCAAAUGUAUUGAAAGUAUAGUGUUCUCAUCUUUUAACCCUCCUCCAAGUCACAGAAGGCUCGUUGGAGAUUUACUUUAUUUGGACGUGACUACAUUGGAAGGCGGCAAGUUUUGCAUCACGGGAACAACAAGAACGUUUUAUGUCAAUUCAAGUGCCGGGAACAGUUUAGAUCCCAGACCAUCCAAAGCUUCUCUUGAAGCAACUACUCUUAUUGGCCUCUUGCAAAGAAUUAGCUCAAAGUUUAAGAAAGCCUUUCGGGAAGUUUUGGAGCAGAAAGCCGCUGCACAUCCGUUUGAAAAUGUCCAAUCCUUGUUGCCUCCAAAUUCAUGGCUUGGUUCAUAUCCUUUACCUGAGCACAAACGUGAUGCAGCCAGGGCUGAAAAUGCACUAACACUGAUGUAUGGAAGUGAGCUAAUUGGCAUGCAAAGGGAUUGGAACGAAGAGUUGCAAUCAUGUCGAGAAUUCCCGCAUUUGACUCCCCAGGAAAGGAUUCUACGUGACAGAGCUCUAUAUAAAGUUACUUCUGACUUUGUUGACGCGGCUACAGAUGGUGCCAUCGGAGUCAUCAACAAAUGUAUACCUCCAAUCAAUCCGACAGAUCCUGAAUGCUUUCACAUGUAUGUGCACAACAAUAUCUUCUUCAGUUUUGCUGUUGAUGCGGACCUUGAGCAGCUGCCGCGGACCCACAUACAAAAUACUGAUUUGAAGUCCAAUGUUACUGGUAUUCGACAUGAUCAUAAUGGGAAAACUUUGAAUAAAUCAUCUGAUGGUGCAGCUGAUAUUUGCAAUGGGGUUGAAGCCAAUGCGUCGAAGAGAGAUGACAAGAAUGGUGCUGGAAUUGUUGCUACUGAUGUAUCUGCUGAAAUUCAAUUGGCUGAUAGUGAGCAAGCUACAUAUGCUUCUGCUAAUAAUGAUUUGAAAGGCACCAAGGCGUACCAGGAAGCUGAUGUACCGGGGCUGUAUAAUCUUGCUAUGGCUAUUAUCGACUAUAGAGGUCAUAGAGUGGUUGCACAGAGUGUUUUGCCUGGCAUCCUUCAAGGAGAUAAGUCAGACUCUCUUUUAUAUGGUUCUGUAGACAACGGCAAAAAGAUAUGCUGGAAUGAGGAUUUUCAUCUUAAGGUGCUUGAAGCUGCAAAAUGCCUUCAUUUAAAGGAGCAUACAGUCCUUGACGAGUCUGGAAAUUCAUUUAAACUAGCUGGACCCGUGGAAUGCAAGGGUAUUGUUGGUAGUGAUGACAGGCAUUACCUUCUGGAUCUGAUGAGGGUCACUCCUCGUGAUGCUAAUUAUACUGGAGCAGGCUCUCGCUUCUGCAUAUUGAGGCCUGAACUUAUAAGAGCAUUUUGUCAAGCGGAAGCUGCAAAGAGACCAACUUGUAAAUCAAAAACCGAGGAAAAUGAUUGCUUGGCUUCUGAAUUGUCAGAUGGUUCUAAGUUGGAUUUGCAAUCCGGUGACGUUUCUGCUGUAGAUCUGAGCAGCGAAGAUAUUAAUAAAGAAACAAGUAAUGAUGCUGAAGAAGUUGUGUCUGCUGCUACUGAAUUUGAAGCAAGUGAACAAAUAUGUUUCAAUCCAAAUGUAUUUACGGAGUUUAAGCUGGAUGGAUCUCCUCAAGAGAUAGCAUCAGAUGAAAAUAAUGUGAGGCAAGCUAGCAGUUAUCUCACUGAUAUUGUGCUACCAAAGUUCAUACAAGAUCUUUGCACACUUGAAGUUUCACCUAUGGAUGGUCAAACGUUGACUGAAGCACUUCAUGCUCAUGGAAUCAAUGUUCGAUAUAUUGGAAAGGUGGCUGAAGGGACCAGACAUAUGCCACAUCUUUGGGAUCUUUGCACUAAUGAGAUUGCAGUAAGGGCUGCAAAACACUUGCUCAAGGAUAUUAUGAGAGAUACAGAUGAUCAUGAACUUGCGCCUUCAGUCGCUCAUUUUUUUAACUGUUUCUUCGGCAAUUCUCAAGUCGUGUCUGAAAAAAACAGCAACAGCAAUUCGCUGCGUCGAUCGCAGAAAAAGGAGCAGGGAGGACAUCAGAAGCCUGCGAAGGGAAAGUACAGAUCAAGAACUGAGUCAUUUGUAAAAAAGGGUUCACCUUUAUACAUGGGAUUAAGUUCUGACGGAUUAUGGUCUGAUAUCUUGGAAUUCUCGAAAAUCAAAUAUCAGUUUGAUCUACCGGAGGAUGCAAGAAAUCGUGUGAAGUUAGUUUCUGUUAUUCGCAAUCUCUGUCAUAAGGUUGGAAUAAGUCUUGCAGCUCGUAAAUAUGAUCUUACUGAUGCAAGACCUUUUCAAAUAUCAGACAUCUUGAAUCUCCAGCCAGUUGUGAAGCAUUCAAUUCCUGUAUGCUCAGAAGCCAAGGAUCUUGUUGAGACUGGAAAGGUCCAGCUGGCCGAGGGUAUGCUUGGUGAGGCAUAUACAGCAUUCUCGGAGGCAUUUUCUAUACUGCAGCAGGUGACUGGUCCAAUGCAUAGGGAGGUUGCAAACUGUUGCAGGUACCUUGCAAUGGUUCUAUAUCAUGCUGGGGACAUGGCUGGAGCUAUAAUGCAGCAACAUAAAGAACUAAUUAUAAAUGAACGUUGCCUUGGUUUGGAUCAUCCUGAUACUGCUCACAGUUAUGGCAACAUGGCUCUUUUCUAUCAUGGACUUAACCAAACUGAGCUUGCUUUACGUCAUAUGUCGAGGGCAUUACUACUACUGAGCUUGUCCUCUGGACCUGAUCAUCCUGAUGUUGCUGCAACUUUCAUAAAUGUUGCAAUGAUGUAUCAAGAUAUUGGAAAGAUGGACACAGCUCUUCGAUACCUGCAAGAAGCUCUGAAAAAGAAUGAGAGGCUUCUAGGGGAGGAGCAUAUCCAAACUGCUGUGUGUUAUCAUGCUCUUGCUAUUGCGUUUAAUUGUAUGGGUGCCUAUAAACUUUCUCACCAGCAUGAAAAGAAGACGUAUGAAAUACUUGUCAAGCAACUUGGGGAAGACGAUUCAAGGACGCGUGACUCACAAAACUGGAUGAAUACAUUUAAGAAGCGUGAGGAUCAGAUGAAUUCGCAGAAACAAAAGGGACAAGCUCUUGAUGCAACUGCUGCUCGAAGAGCGGUUGAUAUUUUGAAGGGUCUACAAGCAGCUGCUGCAGCUGGAGGAUCUCGUAGCUCAUCUGUUUCCGUGAACAAAUCCUUAAAUGCAGCUAUGAUUGGGGAAACUGUAACUCGGGGAAGGGGAGUUGAUGAAAGAGCAGCUCGUGCUGCAGCUUCAAUCAGGAAGAAAGCUGAUGCUAGAAGACAGCUGCCUCGUACUCAUGCUACCCCAGUUCAACCUGGUAGUCAACUCCUGAAUAUUAGAAGUUCAGGGAUGAUUCCUGAGUCGAAGGAAGGUGGCGAAGUGAACAAACAAAGAAAAGGAACUCCUCCUGCUGUUGGGCCUGAAGAUCCUACAGAGAAGAUUGUUCAAGGUGAGCGACCAAAUCAGGCCCCGGUCGGUCUAGGUAAAGGCUUAGGGUCAUUGGAUGCUAAAAAGCAGAAGAACAAACCAAAAGGUUCAAGUUGAUCAUAACGUGAGUUGUUCCAGUCUGACAGUGUAGAACCUCCUGCCUUGCUGACAUAUGGAGAUGUCUGUCACUCUGCUCAGGCUUCGAUUUUCCUAGAUUUUUUUUUUCCUUGUGGUUAAUUAGCCGCAUCAUUGCUUUGUAUCGUACAAAGCUUUAGGACAACAAUCUUAUUAUUGUUUUAUAUUCUUUAAAUAAUAGUUGCUGCUAUGUUUAUGGCGGUUUUUGAUGUAGUGUAGCAUAGGUUGGUGUUUCCUUGAUAAAUUUGGCUGCUUUGACAUGCUAUUCAUCCAACUUUUUAUGAUUGUACUUGUAGAGGUGCAUCAUAUAUUCAUUUUAUGUAGUUGACAUUUGCUGAGCUGAUAACUGACAACAUAAGGUUUACUUUUAUAGAGUUAUUAAUUGUAUUAAUAUCUCACUUGGUUGUGCCA
Chenopodium quinoa (quinoa) is the source of this 5176-nucleotide messenger RNA. RefSeq names its product clustered mitochondria protein-like. The transcript is spliced from 30 exons. The coding region runs from base 494 to 4747 and encodes 1417 amino acids. The record is from RefSeq and is a predicted model, not a curated record. NCBI's taxonomy places the organism in Eukaryota, Viridiplantae, Streptophyta, Magnoliopsida, Caryophyllales, Amaranthaceae. Gene Ontology annotation, molecular function: protein binding. Gene Ontology annotation, biological process: organelle organization. Gene Ontology annotation, cellular component: cytoplasm.